UUUGUUCGCGUUUGACGAAGGGCUACUUAAAUCAGCACGAAGCAGAUACAUUUAGAAAAUAACUUGCAUUCGUUUAUCAGCAAUUCUUCACUUGUGUUGUGGUUUCGGCUAUAAAAUUGUGUUUAAUAAGCUAACUAUGGUCAACCUUUAUCCUCGGAAAAGAGAGGUUUCUUUUUGUCUGCUCCACCGGCUAGCUUGUUAGCACGGAAGCCGAGAACGGAGCCACCUGUCCCCCUCAAGGUAGCUAGGCUGUAGCUUGUUUAUGGCCCACAAUUUAAAACUGCAACAACAAAACUGCUUUUCACAUAAAUGCCCGAACGCGGACCAAGCAUGAAUGGCUUUAAUCUCAGCGAACUAUGUUGGCUCUUCUGUUGUCCGCCUUGUCCCAGUCGCAUCGCGGCCAAACUAGCCUUCCUUCCCCCGGAACCUACGUACUCUGUGCAUACGGACGGUAAUGGAGUUCCUAGCUUACAUUUAAGCGAACGGGCGGACUGGCAGUACUCCCAGCGGGAGCUGGAUGUCGUGGAGGUGUUCAGCACCAGGAGCAGCCGGGGUAACCGGGUGGGCUGCAUGUUCGUGCGCAGUGCUCCCAACGGCCGCUACACCCUCCUGUUUUCCCACGGCAACGCCGUGGAUUUGGGACAGAUGUGCAGUUUUUACAUCGGCCUCGGCUCCAGAAUCAACUGCAACAUCUUUUCAUACGACUACUCGGGCUACGGAGUCAGCACCGGAAAGCCCUCUGAGAGCAAUCUAUAUGCGGACAUCGAGGCGGCCUGGCAGGUCUUGACGAACAAAUAUGGUGUAUCGCCUGAGAACAUCAUCCUAUAUGGUCAGAGCAUUGGCACCGUGCCCACCAUCGAUUUGGCCGCUCGCCAUGAAUGUGCCGCUGUCAUCCUGCAUUCGCCACUCAUGUCGGGACUACGAGUCGCAUUCCCCGCCACGCGUAAAACCUACUGUUUCGAUGCUUUCCCCAGUAUUGACAAGGUGUCCAAGGUGACAUCUCCCGUGCUGGUGAUCCACGGCACAGAGGAUGAAGUCAUUGAUUUCUCCCAUGGCUUAGCCAUGUUUGAGCGCUGCCCCCGUGCCGUGGAGCCCCUCUGGGUGGAGGGAGCAGGCCACAAUGACAUUGAACUCUAUGCACAGUAUCUGGAGAGGCUCAAACGCUUCAUUUCCUUUGAGCUUCCCACAUCCUGAGUCAGGGUUCAAGUCCCCCGCCUUUUCUUGAGCAAGCACGGACAGCACUGGAGUCAACACAUGUCUGUCCUUGGAGACAGUUGGUGGCAGGAAUGGAAGGUGUCCUGGAAGAGGAGAUUGGUAAAGUGCAAGUCAGGCGUGCAACUUUGCCGCUGCUCGUACACAUGGACCCAAUUUGACACGCGGCCCUAAGGCCUCGACAGCAGCUGCUUCUCAAUCCAAAGUCAUUUCCUUAGUUCCUUUCCUUGGUCCUCAUGUUCCGUGUCCAACUAAGAACUUCAUCCUCUGCUUCUUCUCAGUGUUGCAUCCCUGCCCGACCAAGCUGGAGUUUUCUAUUCUUUUGUACUCAACAAGAAGAAUCCAUUUUGCAACGUUGUCCUUUCUUUUUUGAAGUUACUCUUCAGGGUUAAUCAAACACUUGAAUUGUGCAUCUACUUUCAGGUUUGUAUUAUUUGUACAGCAGUAGAGUUUUAUCUUUUAGCAUUCCUGUUUUUAUUUCUUCAGUGGAUAUGUUUUUGAGAUGGUUCAAUCAGAAUGAUGCUGCGACAUAUCUCAACUUUACAACUGUGAUUUUUUAUUAUUUUUUUUAGCCCUUGAUGACUGCUGCUCUUUGAAGACGGUGCAUACAGUCGGUGAUCAAUAUUAAAUAAGUCAACUUACCUCAACAAAACUAGUAGGACUCAAAAUGUGCUCAUAGAGGGAAUGAAAAUAUUGCCUGUGCUGCUGAAAAGCCAAGCUUGACUGCUUGCUACCUUUCCCUUACUAAAUCGCAAUUCCAGGUCCAUGUCACUUUUUUGAGCAUGUACCACGUUUAACCUUCACUUUACGAUCCAAAUCGAGCCUUACAGUGACUCUAGCAGUCAUUAGGCAGACUUAUACCUGCUGCUAUUUUGCUUUGAGUAAGCAAUAGGGGUGUAAUGGUACGCAGUUGUCAAGGGUCGGUACGUACCUCGGUCUUAAGGUGACAGUUGAGUUCACUUUUGCACACAAAAUGCAAAACAUAAAAUGGCUUAGAUUGGUUGUAAAACCGCUUUAAUGAUUUUUUAAAACUGCAAGCGGGGAUUUCUCCCAUAAAUAAAAUCUUGUGAAAUGAUUUGUGACAACACGGUAGAUCCCCGCUAGUCACAGAAGUCGUGUUCUUCCCGCAAAUGGCGAAAAACCUAAUUGAGACAUUCAUAAAAAUGUCUAUCCUGACACUCGUACACAAAUCAACAGAGCUUAUUAAACCAAAACACCACAGCGCAAUCAAAAAUAAAAUUAGGAACACACAAUGUGACUGCACCACACAGGGCCUGUAUUGAAAUAACAAUUACACACUAAUAUACUGUACAUGCAAAACUGUAACAUGUUACCCAGCAUACCUUGCGGGUUAUAAAUUAUUGUAUUGCUUGUAUAUUAGUUUGUAAGCGUCUAGACCAGCAUAGCCUGUGUGGUACAGUUACACUGUGUGUUACACACGUACUAUUUUUGGUUGCACCGUGACUGUGGAAGGCAUUCGGGGUGAUAAGCUCUUAUUGGUUUGUGAUGUGUAAAAGUGCAAAUAUGAAAAUGAUUCACUGCAUAUGAAGAACACCUCCUAAGCAAGUUGAAGUUUUCGUACGACUACCUCCUGUGUGACUCCAAAAUCCAAAUGCUGAAACCACUGUACUAACAUUUUCAUGUUCUACGACUGCCACUGUUUUCUAGUCCAAUUUUGACUUCUCAUUUUACCACUUUAUUCUUUUAAAAUUUUAAGCUUUUCCUAUAAAAUUGUGACUUUUUCUCAAAAGAUCACAGCUGUCAUCUCUUAAAAUUGAAAACGCUUAUUUGAUGCAAAAUCCAGAUUUUUUUCUUAAUAUUGUGACUUCUUUAGUCUUGUACAAUUCUAAAAUAAAAACACGUUUUUUUUAAGUAAAGUGCAAGUGUAACAGUAAGGGUUUGAAGAGUGUGAAUGAUUAUUUUAUUUGUAGUAAAGUAUAGUAUAGUCCCAGCUUGUAGCCCCGCCCCCAUCUCUACUGAACCAUGUCUUUGUCCCUUUUACAUAUUUAGGCCAAGGGUUCCCAAAACGAAUGAACAGUCUUUUCAAGGUCUGUCUUCUACUUGGCAUUACUGCCAGCCAUGACUCCCGCCAGCCAAUGGCUGGACUGCACUGUAUUUGUUUACACAGUAGACGCCAUAAACACUUCCUGUCUUUCACUUAUCAUGUGUACCGCGUGGAAAUUGAAGGUAUCGCGCCGAAAAACGCAAUUCCGAACACCUGUACCGUUACACCCCUAGUUACCAAUCAGUCAAUCACUGUGAAAGCUGGGAAAAAGACAGAAACCAUUGUAAAGUGUCCCUGUAAGCUUCCUGACCGUCCUUAAAGACAACCAUCUUGCAAUACUUUCCUCCAAAAGUCUUGCUUACUGAGCCGCUGUGGAAGCUUUUCCAGGCUGAAACUCCAAAGAUGUGGAAGUAACACUAUUGAGAGGAAGAUGAACAAUGAGGACAGAAGAAACACAGCAGUAACUUCUUGUCCUGGUGGCUGUUUUUACAGCAUUUCUCGCUGCACAACACUAUGAAGUCGAACAAUGAAGUCAAAAUGUCUGUGAUGAUGUAUAGUGUGAAAAAUAUCACGUCAUUGGAAGUGAUUUCUCAUAUGUAGGGAUGCACCCAUCCACAUUUCUUUCACUUCCGAUCCAGUCUCCAUACGGAAUACCUGAUACCAGGUGUUAUCAGAAAUUUCCGAUAUGUAAAAUUAUGCUGGUAUAGGAACCCAAUAUUGAUACUGGAUGGGAUCUGCCCCAUCCUUCAAUAUAUUAGUCUUAACUUUGCUGUAUUUGCUUGAAUUGAAAGGAUUUGAUGGCACCCUGUUAGUAGUAAGUGUUGUUUUGAUAGUUUUAGAUUUGAAAUGUUGCUAGGUUGACACUGUAGCAGUAAAGCCACACUUGAUUGUUUUGUGUACCAUCCUGACAUAGUCUGACACUGGAAUCAGCAUUAUGCAAAUAUUAAGCAACUGGAAGGAGAAUGCAAUAUGCCUUAAACAGAUGCUUUUGUAAUUGUUGCAAAACAAGCAACACAAUGUGUCUUUUAACACUUAAAAUUGA
This is a messenger RNA of Dunckerocampus dactyliophorus (ringed pipefish), 4259 nucleotides long. It is a transcript of the gene abhd17c, whose product is annotated as abhydrolase domain containing 17C, depalmitoylase. Lineage: Eukaryota; Metazoa; Chordata; Actinopteri; Syngnathiformes; Syngnathidae. Gene Ontology annotation, cellular component: endosome membrane; plasma membrane. Gene Ontology annotation, biological process: proteolysis; protein depalmitoylation. Gene Ontology annotation, molecular function: palmitoyl-(protein) hydrolase activity; serine-type peptidase activity. Bases 310 to 1194 code for a protein of 294 amino acids. The record is from RefSeq and is a predicted model, not a curated record. The transcript has 3 exons.